Molecule: messenger RNA, 154 nt
Organism: Dentiscutata heterogama
Lineage: Eukaryota; Fungi; Glomeromycota; Glomeromycetes; Diversisporales; Gigasporaceae
Source: the annotation of a GenBank genome assembly
AAGCUCUUUUAAAAAAAACCACAUUUCAUCACCAAUGGAAAACCACAAUCGUAACCAAGUCAAAUUUGAUGCAUUAUAUGGUGGUAAUGAAACCAAUAUGUCGAAUCCUGAAAACGUUCAUCACAAGAAUAUGAUGUUUUAUGACUGGGACUAG